Molecule: messenger RNA, 414 nt
Organism: Hibiscus syriacus
Lineage: Eukaryota; Viridiplantae; Streptophyta; Magnoliopsida; Malvales; Malvaceae
Exons: 2
Coding region: 78-317 (79 amino acids)
Biological process (GO): mitochondrial respiratory chain complex IV assembly
Cellular component (GO): mitochondrion
Source: RefSeq, a predicted model, not a curated record
CAGCCGCUGGAAGGGUUUUAACUACAAUUUUUCCUGCAAAUUCCCAUCAAUUUUCCCUGGAAAAGGGGUACGGGAAAAUGUCUUCUUUAGGCACUUCAAAGGGUGUUCUUGAAAUAGCCAAAUUUGGUCUCUAUGUUACGAUCCCCAUCGUUCUUAUGUACACUUUCGCCAACAACACUAAGAAUCUCCAGAAAUUCAUGGGAAAUCGAUCCUAUGUAGUGUAUCCUCCAGAGGGACCAAGACCUCAAUCACCUGAGGAGUUAAGAGAGAUGGCUCGUGAGCUAGCUCAGAAGAAAAUAUCCGUUGAUGCUCUUUAGGGGUUGUAAGUGAUCUAUGUAACUUUUCCGAUUGAACCUAUUACUAUUCUACGAGACUUAUUUGUAAGUAUACCAUAAUAAAGUAUCGCGUUUCUAU